AUGAACUGCAGCGAGCCGCGGCUGCCGGCGCUGCUCAGCGCACUGCUGCGGGAGCUGCGCCGCGCCGGCAACGCCAGCACCGGGGCUGGGGCCGGUCCGGGGGGCGACGCCUCGCUCUACAUCCUGCUUAUCAUGAUCUUCUACGGCUGCCUGGCCGGGGGGCUCAUCCUGGCCUACACUCGCUCUCGGAAGCUGGAAUCCAAGCACGACCCGUACCACCUUUACAUCGAGCGGGACUGGGGCCGUGGUGCCGGCCCGGGACAGCCGGCCGAGGAGAGCGGCCCCGAGGGACAGCGCCUGGUGUGA
Molecule: messenger RNA, 306 nt
Organism: Dryobates pubescens (Downy woodpecker)
Lineage: Eukaryota; Metazoa; Chordata; Aves; Piciformes; Picidae
Gene: KCNE5
Product: potassium voltage-gated channel subfamily E regulatory subunit 5
Exons: 1
Coding region: 1-306 (101 amino acids)
Biological process (GO): ventricular cardiac muscle cell action potential; potassium ion export across plasma membrane; regulation of heart rate by cardiac conduction
Cellular component (GO): membrane
Molecular function (GO): delayed rectifier potassium channel activity; transmembrane transporter binding; potassium channel regulator activity
Source: RefSeq, a predicted model, not a curated record